Molecule: messenger RNA, 1671 nt
Organism: Cylindrotheca closterium
Lineage: Eukaryota; Bacillariophyta; Bacillariophyceae; Bacillariales; Bacillariaceae
Source: the annotation of a GenBank genome assembly
AUGUCGGAUCUUACUCAAACUGAUGCUUGGAAGGCUCUUGCCACCCACUAUGCUGGAAUCAAGGACACACACAUGAAGGAACUCUUUGCCAAAGAUUCCGACCGUUUCAACAAAUUCUCCACCGAGUUUGAAGAUAUUCUACUCGACUUUUCCAAGAAUCGCAUCACGGAAGAAACCAUGGAUUUGUUGUACAAGCUUGCCGAGCAACAAGAUGUCAAGGGAUUGGCCAAGAAGAUGUUUUCCGGUGAAAAGAUCAACAACACGGAAGGACGUGCCGUUCUUCACGUCGCCUUGAGAAACCAAUCCAACACUCCCAUCAUGGUCGACGGCAAAGACGUCAUGCCUGAUGUCAAUGACACUUUGGCUCGCAUCAAGGCCUUUACUGAAAAGGUCCGCGGUGGAGAAUGGAAGGGUGCCACUGGAAAGAGCAUCACUGCCAUUGUCAAUAUUGGAAUUGGCGGAUCCGAUCUUGGACCCGUCAUGGUCUGUGAGGCCUUGAAGCCUUACUCCAAGCGUGACCUGGAGAUGCAUUUUUGCUCCAAUGUCGAUGGAACCCAUAUUGCCGAAAUCCUCAAGAAAUGUGACCCUGAAACCACUCUCUUCUUGAUUGCCUCCAAGACUUUUACAACUCAAGAAACCAUGACCAACGCUGGAACUGCCAAGAAGUGGGUCUUGGAUGCCUUCAAGGGUGAUGCUUCUGCCAUUGCCAAGCACUUUGCUGCUUUGUCUACCAACGCCAAGUCUGUUUCUGAAUUCGGUAUCGACACCAACAACAUGUUUGGAUUCUGGGAUUGGGUCGGAGGUCGUUAUUCUUUGUGGUCGGCAAUCGGUACCCCCAUUGCUCUCUCCAUUGGCUUUGACAACUGGAUGGAAAUGCACGCUGGUGCUCACGCCAUGGAUCAACACUUUUUGACCGCGGAACCAAAGGAUAACGUGCCAUUGACCUUGGCUUUGAUUGGACUUUGGUACAAUAACUUUUUCGAAGCCGAAACCUUGGCCAUUUUGCCAUAUGAUCAAUACAUGAACCGAUUCGCCGCCUACUUCCAACAAGGAGAUAUGGAAUCCAACGGAAAGUACGUCAACCGAGAGAGUGCCAAGAUCAGCUACCAAACUGGACCCAUCAUUUGGGGAGAACCAGGAACCAACGGACAACACGCAUUCUACCAAUUGAUCCACCAAGGUACCAAACUGAUCCCAUGUGAUUUCUUGGCACCCGUCGACUCCCACAAUGUCUUGCCAAAGGAUAUCUCGGCACCUGUUGAUCACCACCCAAUCCUUCUUUCCAACUUUUUUGCACAAACUGAAGCCAUGGCCUUUGGUAAGGACGCUGCUACCGUCAAGGCUGAAUUGGAAAAGGCUGGCAAUGAUGCUGCCACCGUUGAGACAUUGGUCCCGCACAAGGUUUUUGAGGGUAACCGACCAUCCAACUCCUUCAUGUUCAAGAAGAUGACUCCUCGUGUCUUGGGAUCCUUGAUUGCCAUGUACGAAAUGAAGAUUUUUGCCCAAGGUGCCAUCUGGAAUAUCAACAGUUUCGAUCAAUGGGGUGUUGAACUUGGAAAGCAAUUGGCCAAGGCCAUUCUCCCUGAACUUACUGGCGCUGGUGAUGUCACGACUCACGACAGUUCUACCAACGGACUUAUCAACUACUACAAGAAGCAAAGAAGUGUAUAA